Molecule: messenger RNA, 8118 nt
Organism: Plasmodium coatneyi
Lineage: Eukaryota; Apicomplexa; Aconoidasida; Haemosporida; Plasmodiidae
Exons: 16
Coding region: 1096-8118 (2340 amino acids)
Source: RefSeq, a predicted model, not a curated record
AUGGAAAAAAAAAAGAAGGGAAAAAAGGAUAAAGCUUCUAAGAAGGGUUUGAAAAAGGAAAAGAAAGAAGACGAAACGGCGGGUGCGAAAUUGAUAGAGACAUCCGAAAGGGAUGUGAAUGAAGAAACUAGAUAUAUUGAAAAGGACCAAAAUGAUGACGCGCCUGCUAACGAAAUGUCCUUCACUGAGAAGGAGGUCGAUAAGCUCCCUCAUAAUGGGAACAGAACAAAGAAGGGAAGAAGCGAAAUGGAGCGACGAGACACAGAGGAUUGCAGAACUAACAACAGAGAGGAUAAAGAUAGCAUGUUCCCCCCUUCAAAUGAAUUCAAGUUAACUAACCUGAAAAAUGAUGAAAUUUUCGAAAGCAAUCUUCCAAAGAGUACAGGCGAAAUAUCUCCCCUUGAAAAAACAGAAUUUUUUUCAACGGAAAAGGGGAAUGGUUGCCAUAUGAAGGGGCUCAAAAAAAGUGUCCAAUUUUUAGAAGAUAUGAAAGGAUUUAUAAUGAAGAAGCAGAGAAUGGACGACCUUGUUAUGAAUAUAGGAAAUAAAAAGGAAGAUAAUAACGUAACCCCAGAUGGGCGCGACAGUUUAAAGGCUGGAACUAAGGGUGAAGUGACCUCCCCUCUCAAUAUAGAAGAAAAGGAAACCCUGUCCUACAAGCUGAAGAAGCAGAAAAAAAUUGAAAAAUAGGAAAACACGUUCCUUAAUUAUUUAAAGAACCCCAGAUUGAAUUUGUCCAAAGGGGAGGACUUGAAUGACUACUUGUGUAUUAGUCCCACUACAGUAUACUUUACAGACGUAACGAAAGAUGAAACGCCGACGAGGGACCUACUAAUCACGAAUAAAGGCAGUACGCUGCUGCACGUAAUAAUAGUGCCACCAUCCACAAGCCACUUUUACAUAAAAGACAUAAUUAAUGUGUACAACAAAAAUGAGGAGAAUUCCAAGAACAAUUUGAACAAUCAAAUAGCCCCUGGACAUUCCUUGAAGAUCAAAUUAGGUUACAACGUUUUCACCCUGAAGCAUCAAAGGGACCAAAUAAAAAUCCUGUCGGAAGCCGGGAACAAGACGAUAGACAUAAAAGCGUUUCGCUCAAUGCCAAAAAUGAAGUUCCAUAAAAUUUUAAAUUUUGGGCCCAUUCGGUCUCACGAGAAGAAAAAAAAAUCAUUUUAUAUCAAGAACGAAGGACAAGAAACCAACGUGCUGAUAUUACCGAGGAAGCUAUUUACCUUUUACGAGAAAAAGGAGAAAAUUGAAAGGGAGGAAAACAUAUUAAAUUUGCUCAUAAAAAAGAAGGAAGAUUCAAGGGAAGUUCCCCAAAUGGGGGCAAAUAACGGAGCUGGAAAAAUUAUUCAGGUGAAGGAAAAGGAAGACACGUAUUACACAUUUAAUAAUGUAAAAAGUUAUUCUCAGAAUUUUCUCUACUUAUACCAAUAUUUGGCCCAUAAUUUUGAGAAACUAUAUUUUGAAAAUAUUUUGCAAGAUUGUUAUUAUUUGAAUUUGAAAAGGGCAGAGGAGAAGGUCGUUACCUUUGCGUUUAGAAGCGGCAAAAUAGGACCUUACGAGAAGGAUUACCUGAUCGUAACGGACAUCGAGUGCAACUUUGGCGAACUGCAGGACAAAAGAAAAUGUGACUUUUUGAACUGGAACCAAAUGAACGUUUUUCCGUUUUGCGUUAAAGCCUUGGUGGAGCCGCUGCUCUUAAAUUUGGUACAUAUAAAUGGGAAUGUGCCAGGUGGGUUCUCCUUUUCCUUUGUUCCUUUUUUUUAUGCUAUGAUUUUCUCAAAAUAUGGAUCAAGCUAUGGGCGCAGUAGCAGAAGAACACAUUUUCUUUUUUUUGUCGUAUUUUACACAGGGGAGUGUUAUGAACGGAAGGUAGCAGAAUACCUGCAAGGGGGAAAAAGAGACAACUUGAGUUACUUUUUCUACAGCAGUUCUUUGCACUCGAUUAGGUUUCCGGACAUCCAGGUUAACAGCGGGUACAACGUUGCCGAAGUGGAGGUCCUAAACAACGGGCUGAUUGACCUAAAAGUGACAUGUAACAUAUACGUAAAGGCAAAUUCCAAAAUGGAGGAGAAGCAAACCAUUUUGGAUAAGGAAGACAAAGGGGUGUACUACUACGACGAGGCGUUCGAUGUUACGUGUCCACAUUUAUUAUACGAUGAAGUAGCAGAGGGGAAAUCCUCACCGAAGGAGGAAGAGAGGAAGAAAGGAAAAAGGGGAAAAAAAAAUAAUAAAAUGUGCCCUGUGUAUAUAUACCCAAGAAAAUUCACCCUGUCGUAUAAAAAGAGGCAAAAGAUAUAUAUCAUUUUCAAGCCUCAAGAGAAACACGAAAAUUACAAAAAUUAUUGCUUCCUUUUGAUGGUAAAAAAUUUGAGCAAGGGAUCGGAUUUAACCAUUGGUGAUUUGUUAGAAAUACAAAAAAAUGGGGGCGAGGAAAAUAGCGGAUUCCCUCUAGUGUGCGUUAGGGAGAAUAAAAUAAUUAAAAAUAAAAAAUGGAACCAACGAUUCGAAAAUGACAUUUCAAAGUAUGAAGACUCGUCUUCCCCAGAGGGUGACACAUGUUCGAGCUACUCCGAGAUAAGUCAAGAUGAAAGUUUAAAAAAAAAACAAAAUAAGAAGAAGAGCUACUUUGGGAAGAAAAACAAGAAAAAAAAAUUUAUCGCCUUUUGUAUGAAUGUCUAUGCUAAUAUAAUUAAGCCCAAUGUACAUGUAAAGACGAAAAAAUUGACCAACUGCCUUUUGCUAAAUCCGCUGCAUUUAUAUAAGACCAGUUUUACUAUAAAAAAUGGAAGCGAUUUUUAUGUUAAUUAUUGCUUUGAAAAUUUAAGUCAUUUGGAUGGUUUGUCUAAAGGGGAAAACACUAACGCGUUGGAAGGAGAAGAAAAAGAAACGCCUACCGGAGGGGGAAUUCUCGACGAUGUAGCAGUGAAUAGACGGAAAGGGGACUACCCUUUUGCCGACAAGGAAGCGUAUCAGAUAUGUUAUUACAACUACGCAGAUGUGCUGCGUGACAUAGGAUCAGCUAAAAAGGGGGGCGAAGAGAGCAUCACGCAGAGUAGACGCAGCACUGAUCGGGGAAAAACAAAAAUAAGCGAAGGGGCAGAAAAUAGCCCGGAUGACAAAAAUGGAAACACUGAUAAAGGAACAGAUCAAAUGUUAAGUAAGAAAAGUAUGAAAGGGGGCCAAACUGGCGAGGAAGCGAGUAUCCCCCCAGACAGAGAACACAUUUUCAAUUUGAAUAAAAAGUUGGUAAAAUAUUUUUACGAAAGGGGAAACAGUGAUGCGGUUAGCGUGUACGUGUUGGUUAAAAAUACGGCAAAUGAAAUGAUUAGGAGGGAAAAAGAGGAAAAUGGGGCAAUUUUGCAAAGGCAGGAAAAAGAACAACCCGAUGGGGGUAAGGAGUGGACAAAAAAGGUAAAGAAUAAAAGUGUAAACAUUCUCAAAGUUGAAGAAGGGGAAUACUGCCUAAAACCACAUGAGAAAAAAAAAAUCAUUUUAUAUUUUCUAGUGAAUCAUUACGGAUACCACGAAAUGAACAUGAAAAUAAUUUUUUACAUGGGUAAAUAUAUGCUAGAAAAGAAAGUUAAGGGGAGAAUAUUGACCAAGUGCAAAGGGAUCCAAAUAAGUAGAGACUCUUUCGUCUUCCGCAAUAGUUACUCCCAUUACUGUUUUUGCAAUAUGGUGAAAAUUGAAAAUUUAGAUAAAGACUUAAAAUUGAUAAAGUUGGGCCAGACGUUUGGGAAGAAGUGCGGGUUCGUCACAUUGUAUAUGCUUUAUUUGUCUGCCUUUAAAAAUAAGGGCAAAAAAAAGAGCAUAAUGAAACGCGAUGACCUGCUUAACAAUUUUAGGAGAAACUUUCUUCUCUUUUUAGAAGAAGAAAUAGACAAGAGUUGUGUUAAGCAGGAGGGUGACGGGUACCAAUGCAACUUGUGCAGGUGUUCCUUUAAAUACGAUUGUUGCAUCCACUUUUUUGAGAAUAAAUUUUUAGCAUGUACCGACGGGAAUGGCUAUUCUUACCAGUUUGGUCAGGAAAAAUACAUUGUAGAAAAUAGAAAAAUGGUUAAUAUGAUGGAAGAACCUUUUCGUUGCCAACACUUUAGUGACAACUUGCAAGGAAUUUACAAAUAUCAUGCAGAUAAAGAUUUGUAUAUACAUAACAACAAGCCAGAGUUUGGGGAGCACCUUUUGAUGUACCCAUCCAAUUUGUUAUUGCUUCCGUUAAGAGAGACGGUUUUCCUCUUUUUCGUCUUCCUCCCGCAUGCGGGAAGUAUAAGUCCCCUCCUCAGGGUAAUGCAAAGAGGGAUAUGCGCUGCUGCAUGUGCAAUAAAUUGGAAUGCAUUUCGAAGAGACAUCUUAAUUGAGGGAGAGUGCAAAAAUGGAAGCGUAAAAAUAAAGCAUGACAAAAAGUUAGCUAGUACUAGCCCUGCUAAAACGAACAGGGCAAAGAAUUACGUAGGAAUAUGCAGCGACACAUUCCACGUGAAGGUAAAAAAUUUAAACGAGUUAGACAUUUCUUAUGAAAUGUGCCAAGGGGGCAAAAACGAAUUUGAAUACAAUUAUCAUAAAAAGGAAUAUGCGGUGGUUUGGAAUUGUACGCCCAAGUUGGAUUGCUACUAUGAAGACUUCUACACAUUUGCGAAGGUUAAUAACGUGAAAAGGGAAAAGGACAAGGGUUUUUAUUACCAAAAUGGGGGAGAAUUAAAAGAGGAAAAGCACUGCUGUGCAAUGAAUAACGGCGUAGAAUAUAUGAAGGGAGAACAUUGCAUGGAAGAAGGUACCCAAAUACACGGCUGUAUCAUCAUGGCGGAUUGUCACUCAAACGAAGUAAAAGGAAAUCAAAGCAAAACGCACGAAUUUAGAUUGCUGCUUUUUCACGAUGAUGGAAUAACGAAAGAUAACAAUUUUGUAAAAUUGAAAUUUCUCGUAAAAUUGAACUAUUUUCAUUAUCGAGAGGUUAUAAAAGUGUCUUGUUAUUUUGCCAUACACACAUUUGAUUUUGUCCUAAUUAGGGAAGAAGACUUAUUGCUAUCUUUGUUAAGUUAUGCCAAAAUGGUCGUAUGUGAAGGGGGAUGGUGCGAAAAGGGGGCCACUACUUGUGUAGGAAAUGACACAGAGGGGGAGAAGGAAACGAAGACAAACCCGACAGACUCAUUUGUAAACGAACUUAUGGAAGAACUGCACUUUAUAAAAAGAGAAAAAAAGGAUGACCAAAUGUGGGAAGAAACAAUCAAUGAAUAUUUCAAGCAAAUGAAGAAGUUUUUCCCCCCCAAUUUUGAUGAAAAUGUGCUGGUACAGUUUCAAAAUUUUGUGCUCCAAAUGGAGUCAACAUUUGAAGAAGAGGAAAUGAUAUGCGAGGGAGUAAGCACAAGGGAAAAACAUACACAUGGUGUGGAAGAAAGAGGGGAAGAAGAAAAACCUCCGAAUGAAAUAAUUGACGAGGAAGGUUUAAGUAUGGAUGGUGGUGAUUUACCCCAUGAUAAGGGUGAACAUACAAACAUAAGGGCAAAUAAGGAGGUGCAGAAACUUGUGUGGGUGCAUAAACUUCUACACGGGCUGAACAAUAAAGUCGAUUACAAUUUUAUCGAUUUUGUAAGGAAAAAUAAGCGCGAACUGAACUUUAAGUACGAACGGGGGGAAAUCACAGAUAUGCACGACGUGGAAAAGGAUCGAGAAGGGGAAAAAUUCAAGGGGGAGCAGCAGAACAUUGUAAAACGAGACAAAAUAAAACGAGCGAAAAUGGACGAGGAGGGGAAAUGUCACCCUGUAGAUGAAGUUACAAACUUAUUCAAAAGCUACUGCUACGAGUUGAAUAAAGAAAAUGGCACCAUAUACGUAAUAGUAAGUAAUAAGAACAAAUAUGACCUUCGCCUGAAGCUGCGUUCGCCUGCGCACAUAAAUGACAGCUUAAAUGAAGCAUUUCACAUUUGCAUAGAUAAUUUAAUUAUGAGGAAGGAGUGGCCAGGAAUUUCCCGUUUUGUAAAAGAAUACAAAUUGGGUAAAGGAGAAAGUGCGAGCAAUAAGGCGGUCAAUUUAGACAGCGUGGAUUUUGGAAAGUGCAGCAAAUUAAAACACUUGAGCGCUGCAUAUAUAGGGAAAAAUGAAAAAAAGGAAGAUCGCUAUUAUCAGUACUUGAGUAACGUUCUACGCGAAAAGAGGGAAUACUGUUUUGGCUUAAGAAGUAACUUCUUUGUGGACUUUUUCCAAUUCGAAAAUGUAUUAAGUUCCAUGAAAUGUUCCUUUAUAAAACUCCACUUGCAUGCAGACAAUGUCAAUUUGUAUGAGGAUAAAAUUACGUUGAAUUUAAGCAAAAGCGAAAGAGGAAACGAAAAUGGCGAUAAAUGCAUUUUUCUUAAUUCUAUUUUUAUAAAUAAGGAAAUUUUAAAAAAAUUCGAAGAGCUAAACGGAAAUAACAGAAACGAAGAAGUAGACAAAAUAUGCAAGUGUUUUGAAGAAAUAUUAAAACCGAAGGAAAUCGACAUAUUUAACUCGUCCAAUUUGAAGAAAAGGGUCCAUUACACUUUCAGUAAAUUUUAUCACAUUAGGAAUGAAAGGGCGGGAAAAGGAAAAAAUGUUGUAGCAGAUGGGGAAGCAUCGACACAAAGAGAGUGUAAAAGGGAGAAGAUGAUUGACGAAGAUUCAACUGAAAAAUAUGAAAACGGAUGCGGGGAUGGUGACACAACGGAAGAUCCGUCCCACUCGUCCGACACCGCAGAGAUCGGAGACAUGGCAAACAUGGAAAACAUGACUGAUGAAGGGAGCGAAAUAAGAAUUGAGUGUGCGAACAAGUAUAUGGAAAAAAACGAGAAAACAAAGGUGAAACUAUUUUUGGAAAACGUUUUACAUAAGGAAGGGAAGCAUUUAUACAAAAUUGACUGCAAUUAUAACUAUGCCAAUUCGGUGAAUGCCAUCUCUGAAGUUAAAAGUGAAACUGCUUGCGAUGCUUUAAAUGAAAAAUUAAAAAAGUUGCUCUCUCUGCAGUUUUACCUAUCGGUUAAUGUGGAAAAGCCGAGAAUCACGCUACUACAUAAUAGUAAAAUCUCUUACGACAAGAGGGUAAAAUUCGAUUUGAAUUAUUUCAACAAAAAGGCGUACAAAAGAAUUGAUAAAAUGUACAAAAGUGGAGUGAUUAAUGACAUAUUAUAUGAAGACGUGAACGAAGUAAAUGAAUACUUUGAUCAGAUUUUUUUGAGAAACAAAAAUCUCAAGUUGUAUUUUUGCAAUCAGCAGGACAUUCCUUUUUACUCGUACAUAUACACGAAAAAGUUCCUUCAAAUAAAAAAUGUCUACAUAGAUCACGAGGAGUUUGACCAUUCCAACACGAAAAUUUACCACAUUAAGAGCAAAGGUAAGGUCUGCGUAAAGCUAGAAGUAGAUGAGCUGAAGCUGAAGAACGAACUAAAAAAUGAUCGAAACCGUAGUUUGCCCAUGAAAAAUAAAUUAGAGAAAAAGCACAUACAAGAGGAUUUUUUAACAUUCCAAUAUUUAACAAGUAAAAGGCAACAAAGGUUUUGUGUGGAAUGUCAUUAUAACGUGCCCUUUCUAAUCAUCAAAGAGAACCAGCACAUAUUUCGAGAGUUCAACAACUUGAAAAGGAAAAAUCAGAAAAUUGAAAAUUGCAAAGAGCUGAACGAAAUUGAGAGUAAUCUUUCUGACAAAAUAAAGGCGGGAAAAAUAAUAUAUAGCGAAAUUGAAAUGAGGAACAGCGUCUAUUUUAUUUCCAUCAGCUUUAGUGAAUUAAAAGUGUACAAACUUUGUCUGUUUUUGUUUAACACGACGAAAUUUCCCGCCACGUGGGCCGUGAAGGAGGACGACCAACAUAGCGGACAUAAUUCAUACUCCUUAAAAGGCGCCGAUAACAAAGUAUUCCACUUCAGUAAAACGAAAGACAUCCUAUUUGGAAAGACGUACGACAUGCAUGAUGUGAACCUUGGAAAAGACGAAAAUUGGAAUAACCCUUUUCUGUUUCCCGAUUACAUUAUAGUAACAUUCACGCCAACCAGCAAGAGCGACGUAACAAAAAAAUACUGCAUUGACGUGACUGAUGGGGAACGGAUAGAUUUUUAUUUAAAGGGAGUUUAUAUACCAAAAAAUGAUGAACAAACGAAAAAGAGUUAA